UUUGUCAUUUCCCAUCAUGCUUGAGUGCUGUUCCCUGGAAUUUGGCAAUGGAUUGCUGAUAGAAGGGGGGGGGGCUCAGUGGGGGAAAGUCCCAUGGCCUUGCUAUUAAGAGGCUGGCUGGCUUUUCUGGCAUCCCUGAGCCACAAGCUUGGAUGUCGGCCACAGAACAUCUUGUUUUUCCUGAGCGCACUUCUUCUCUUGUUGGAUACAUCUCUUGUUGGUCCACCAAGAUUGUCUAAGAAAGCAGAGGGCACCACUGGAGAGCCAAAGGAUGAACCCCUCCAGAGAGAAGAUCACCAUGAACGUGGGCGGAGUCCGCUAUGAGACCUCCCCCAGCACCCUCCGGGCUUUCCCAGGGACCAAGCUUUGCCGCCUCACGGAGCCCCAGGCGGAGACUCUCUUUGACUAUGACUCCAGCUCCAAGGAGUUCUUCUUUGACCGAAGCCCCCAGCUGUUCAGCGCAGUGCUGGACUACUACAGGACCCAGCACCUCCACUACCCUGCAGAUACCUGCAAGUCUACGUUUGAGGAGGAGUUGGCAUUCUGGGAGAUCGGCCAUGUGCCCGUGGCUCCCUGUUGUUGGUGGAAGGUGGCAAAUGCAGCGUCCAGGCAGGCCGAGGGCCCUCUCUGGGAUGAGAGAAUUGAGACUGAGAGCCAGGCUCUCCUGGUCCCGGUGGAAAGAAGGAAUCUCAGCUGGCGGGCCAGGCAGCAGCCCAAGAUCUGGGCUCUCUUCGAAAAACCUUUCUCUAGUUGGCCUGCAAAGUGCCUGGCUAUUGUUUCUCUGCUCUUCAACAUUGGCAUAGUCAUCGUUUUUGAGGAGAAGAGUCGUGCCCAAAUAUACUACCGCUAUCCCACGGUAGUACGUGAUGAAUUUGAAAAUAUGACACACCAUGAAAUCCGCAUUGCCUUCUGCCAGCCAGCUAAUAACUUCCUGUACAUGGAGCUUUUUUGCGUCCUCUGGUUCACAUUUGAGUUUUCCAUGCGACUCAUAUUCUGCCCAGACAAAAAGAAAUUCCUAACAAACCCUUUGAAUAUUUGUGAUUUCCUUUCUCUGUUCCCGGUUUACAUUGAACUCUUCUUAACCGGACAUAUCAGCGAUAUGCUAAAACUCUUGUCUUGGCUGGGUUUCUUCCGGGCCCUCUACGUCGUCAAACUCCUGAAGACCUUCCGGCUCCUGGAGACCCCUUUGAUGCUGCGAGUUCUGCCCUUCACAUUCCGGUUCAUCUUGAAAGAGGCCUUCAUCCUCCUGGUGGUCUUCACCUUUGAAGUCCUUUUCUUUGGUGCCCUCUGUUAUCACGCAGAGCUCCUCAGUUCAGAACUGCACUUUGGAGGGCUGACUGACUCCUUCUACUGGGCAGCCAUCACCUUGACCACGGUCGGCUACGGAGAUGUGUAUGCGGUCACUCCCUUUGGCAAAGCCAUUGCCUGCUGCACGGCACUCUGCGGCAUCCUGACCAUCGUCAUCCCCCUCCCCAUCUUUUUGAUCAAGUUCCAGGGCUAUUAUGCCACCGCCCUGAUGAAGGAGAAGAUGAAAAGUGAGAAGAGGAGUCACUGAGAGGACCACAUCGC
Messenger RNA from Heteronotia binoei (common prickly gecko), 1569 nucleotides. Its product is annotated as potassium voltage-gated channel subfamily C member 3-like. Lineage: Eukaryota; Metazoa; Chordata; Lepidosauria; Squamata; Gekkonidae. Gene Ontology annotation, molecular function: protein binding; delayed rectifier potassium channel activity. Gene Ontology annotation, cellular component: axon; neuronal cell body membrane; dendrite membrane. Gene Ontology annotation, biological process: potassium ion transmembrane transport; protein homooligomerization. The transcript has 3 exons. The record is from RefSeq and is a predicted model, not a curated record. The coding region runs from base 272 to 1555 and encodes 427 amino acids.